UGUCGAGGUUUAGGAAGCUCUGCACCCAAACACCAACUGCGUCGCAAUUCAUGAUCGGGAAGUGCUUCAUUCAGCACAUCUCUUUUGUUUCCACGCUUACACGCAUGCAGGUCGAUGUUGUUGGAAACGGAGAUGUCGUGUUUAAUGGUCUCUUUCGACGCUAACUUCAUAGUGGUGAGGUUUUAAAGUUUUUUGAGCUGCGGAAUCGGGGGAACGCAGAGAGGGAAGGAGAUCUGUGUGGUCUGGGAGCGUUGUCUGAGCUGUGCGUUGAGUUGGAAGGUUGUGUGGUGUGAAUUGGGGGUGAAGGAAAUGUGAGGUGGGCUUCCUGACGAAGGGAUUGAGGAAGUAAGAUGAGGGCGCGGGGGGUCGGGAAGCAUGGGGUGGGAAUUAUAGAGGAGGAGCGGGACAAGGAGCGUCACGUGUUGGGCCUGCGUGUGAAGAAGGGGCUGGGUGUCAGAACAUGGCUGCUGAUCGAUGUGAAGGGCUCGGCGCAGGUGGUGGAGGCAGGAAAGCAUGCUAUCAUGCGGCGUGCUUGUCUUCCUGCCCGAGAUCUGCGAAUUUUGGACCCCCAGUUGUCUUACCCGUCAACAAUUUUGGGACGAGAGCAUGCUAUAGUGGUGAACUUGGAGCACAUUAAGGCGAUCAUUACAGCACAGGAAGUUCUCUUGCUCAAUUUUAAGGAUGAUUCGGUGGCACCAUUUGUACGAGACCUUCGAAAGCGCCUUCCUGUGCAUUUCAAUGCACUUGGUCAAGAGGUUCAUAACGAUGAUGGCGGCGGGGGAUUAAGCGAUUAUGAAGGAGAUGGGCACCAAAAAUUCCACUCACACUCACCGGAUAAGCCAUUGGCUACAAGAUUAUGCACUACUAAAGCAGACAAAGAGGCUUUGAUGGAGGUUCCCAAGCUUGAAGCACAGACUGGCGAAGCUAAUAAAUUCUCUAGUUUCCCACAGUAUGACGACGAUGGGAGUCCUGGACGAGCAAGAGGUGGUCCCAACAUAUUGCCUUUUGAAUUUCGGGCAUUGGAGGCCUGUUUGGAAGCUGCUUGUAGCUCUCUUGAUAAUGAGGCAUUGGACUUGGAAAAAGAGGCUUAUCCAGCGUUGGACGAGCUUACAUCUAAAAUUAGUACUUUGAACUUGGAGCGAGUGCGCCAAAUUAAAAGUCGCUUGGUUGCCAUCUCAGGUCGAGUUCAGAAGGUGAGGGACGAAAUUGAGCAAUUAUUAGACGACGACGGAGAUAUGGCAGAGAUGUACUUGACUGACAAGUUGCUAGCACAGCAGGAGGGUUCAGUCUCUCCUUCCUCCCCUGGUCCCGGGUUUGGAUCUGUUUCGCCUGGUGCUGACAGUCAUACUACACAUCUGCCUUUCAAUCCUGAUGAUCCAACACUUCAGUCUGAUGGACAAGUUUCGGAUGACGAAGAUGGGGUAAAUGGAGGGCCAGAGAGUCUAGCUAAUGGAAGAAUUCAUGGCAGUAGAAGUAGUAGCUCUACUAGUACUGUUUCUGCUAAACCUUUGGACGUGGAGGAGCUGGAAAUGCUUUUGGAAGCAUAUUUUGUACAGGUUGAUGGUACACUAAACAAGUUGUCGACGCUGAGAGAAUAUGUGGACGAUACAGAAGAUUAUAUCAAUAUCAUGCUUGAUGACAAGCAAAAUCACCUUCUGCAGAUGGGAGUCAUGCUUACAACAGCCACUCUUGUUAUCAGUGCCUUCAUUGUAGUGACUGGGGUGUUUGGAAUGAAUAUUAACAUUCCUCUUUUUAAUAUUGGCGGAACCCCUCAGUUUCUGGCAAUUGUUUUCGGGUCAGCAGCCAUAUGCGUAGUCUUGUAUUUUGCAGUUAUAGGAUGGUGUAAGUACAAGCACCUGAUCGAAUAGUAGAUUCUGCUUACCCUCUAUUACUUAUUCUUAUUCUAGUUAGUUGCCCAAUACAGAUUUAAGCCAUCAGAAUAUGGCUCGGUAAUGCAGGAGAUUGUCGCUUGAUUCUGCAUGUGUGUACACACAUACUUUUAGUAAAAAAAAUUCCCUCACAAACA
Molecule: messenger RNA, 2026 nt
Organism: Physcomitrium patens
Lineage: Eukaryota; Viridiplantae; Streptophyta; Bryopsida; Funariales; Funariaceae
Product: magnesium transporter MRS2-3
Biological process (GO): transmembrane transport; magnesium ion transport
Cellular component (GO): membrane
Molecular function (GO): magnesium ion transmembrane transporter activity
Source: RefSeq, a predicted model, not a curated record